Messenger RNA from Cornus florida, 1505 nucleotides. RefSeq names its product myb-related protein 306-like. The coding region runs from base 191 to 1186 and encodes 331 amino acids. NCBI's taxonomy places the organism in Eukaryota, Viridiplantae, Streptophyta, Magnoliopsida, Cornales, Cornaceae. The record is from RefSeq and is a predicted model, not a curated record. The transcript is spliced from 3 exons. Gene Ontology annotation, biological process: response to auxin.
GUCAACGUUGAGAUAACCACCUCCACCACCUCCACCUAGCAUUGCUUCCUAUACAGACACGAGACACCUCUCUCUCUCUCUCCCCUCUAUAUAUAUAUCUAAACUGCCCAUAGCUACCCUUGCCUUGGACGCUUGUCUAACCACAAAAUCACAAGGUUUUAGAGAGAGAGAGAGAGAGAUUAAAGGUAAUAUGGGCAGACCUCCUUGCUGUGAUAAAAUUGGUGUGAAAAAAGGGCCAUGGACACCUGAAGAGGACAUCAUCUUAGUCUCAUACAUUCAAGAACAUGGACCUGGGAAUUGGAGAGCUGUGCCUACUAAUACAGAUUUUGGGUUGAUCUCAGGUUUGCUUAGAUGCAGUAAGAGUUGCAGACUUAGAUGGACUAACUAUCUCCGUCCCGGUAUCAAACGUGGUAACUUCACUGAUCAUGAGGAGAAGAUGAUCGUCCACCUCCAAGCUCUUCUUGGAAACAGAUGGGCUGCAAUAGCUUCUUACCUUCCUCAGAGGACAGACAAUGAUAUAAAGAACUUUUGGAACACCCAUUUGAAGAAGAAGCUGAAAAAGCUUCAAGGACAUGAUCAUGAUCAUGAUCACAAUAAUGAAGAUGGGUUCCCAGUUUCACAGUCAAUCUCAAAGGGCCAGUGGGAGAGAAGGCUUCAAACAGACAUACACAUGGCCAAGCAAGCUCUUUGUGAGGCUUUGUCCCUUGACAAAUCACCUGCUGAUCAAUCCAAACCAUCCAAUGUCUAUGACCCUUAUUCCAAACCCAUCCAAUCCUCCACAUAUGCGUCCAGCACAGAAAACAUCGCUCGAUUGCUCAAAAACUGGACCAAAACUUCACCAAAAUCGUCUCAAACAAGCUCAGAAACCACUCAGAACUCCUCUAGUGACCAAGUAAUUAGGACUGCUUAUAGUCCUAGUGAAGGGCCACUAAACUCAUUGACACCCGAGUGUUUCGAAUCCCUGUUCAGCUUCAACUCUUCCAACUCCGACAUCACUCAGUCUGUGUCGGUGGACCCCAAAUUCACACCGGAGACUAGCCUCUUCCAAGAUGAGACAAAGCCGAAAUUGGACACUCAAGUCCCUCUAACAUUGCUAGAAAAAUGGCUGCUUGAUGAUGGUGCUCCUCUACAAGGUCAAGAUGACCUAAUGGACAUGUCCUUAGGGGAAUCUGUUGAGUUGUUUUGAACUUAGAAGGGCUCAAGUCUCAAACUUUUGGGGGUGUUAGUGUUACCUCUCUUUAUACUUCUUUUAUGGGUUUAUCUAUAUGAUCAUUCCUGUAUUAGAAGAGAAAAAAAAAAAUUGUAAAUUAUAUUUAAGUUUUAUCUAUAUGUGUACCGGAUAGGAAUAAAUCUCCUCUCAUCUUCUUAUAUAUAGUUCAAACUUUGUACUCUUGUACACCUUUUAGUAGGUAUAUAUAUAUAUAUAUAUAUAUAUAUAUAUAUAUAUAUAUAUAUAUAUCUGGAUAUGGGAAUUAAGGUUUUUUCUUGCUUAGGUCUUUUAAAAA